GUUUGGCUUUGAAGAGGAGCUGGCACCAGUGGUUUAGUGUGCUGUGGGAGCAGCUGCUACUGCAGGGAGAGGAGGAGCUAAGAGUUUUGGCGAGCUGGGGAACCACGACAUGAAGGCAGUGACCUAUGAUGAUGUGCAUAUCAGCUUCACUCGGGAAGAGUGGAAUUUGCUGGAUCCUUCCCAGAAGACUCUCUACAAAGAUGUGAUGCUGGAGACCUACAGGAACCUCGCCACUGUAGGAUACAUUUGGGAAGACCAUAAUUUUGAAGAACAUUGUCAAAUUUCUAGAAGACAUGAAAGGCAUGAAAGAAAUCAAACUGGAGAGAAACUUUCAGUAUAUACUCAAUAUGUUAAAGCCUUUGUGUAUGACAGUUACCUUCAAAGGAGUGAAAGAACACAUACUGAAGAGCAACCCUAUGAAAUUAAUCAGUGUGGUAAAGCUUUUGCUUAUCUCAGUCAUCUUCAGAUGCAUAAAAGAACAUAUGUUAGACUGAAAUCUUAUGAAUGUAAUCAGUGUGGUAAGACCUUUGCACGUCAUAGUCAUCUUCAAAUGCAUGAAAGAACACAUACUGGAGAGAAACCCUACGAAUGCAAUCAAUGUGAUAAAGCCUUCGCUCUUUAUGAAAAUCUUCAAAGACAUAAAAGAACGCAUACUGGAGAGAAACCCUAUGAAUGUAAACAGUGUGGUAAGGCCUUUGCUCAUCACAGUAAUCUUCAAAUGCAUAAAAGAACACACACUGGAGAGAAAUCCUAUGAAUGUAAUCAGUGUGGUAAAGCCUUGGCUCAUCACAGUACUCUUCAAAUACAUAAAAGAAUUCAUACUGGAGAGAAACCCUAUGCAUGCAAUCAGUGCAGUAAAACCUUUGCUUGUCAAAGUACUCUUCAAAAGCAUAAAAGAACACAUACUGGAGAGAAACCCUAUGGAUGUAAUCAGUGUGGUAAGGCCUUUGUAUGUCACAAUCAUCUUCAAAUGCAUGAAAGAACACAUACUGGAGAGAAACCUUAUGAAUGUAAUGACUGUGGGAAACCUUUUGCAUGUCAAAGUGGUCUUCAAAAGCAUAAAAGAACACAUACUGGUGAGAAACCCUAUGAAUGUAAUCAUUGUGGUAAGGCCUUUGCUCAUCACAAUACACUUCAGAUGCAUAAAAGAACACAUAGUGGAGAGAAACCCUAUGAAUGUAAUCAGUGUGGUAAAACCUUUGCAUAUCAAAGUAGUCUUCAGAAGCAUAAAAGAACACAUACUGGAGAGAAACCCUAUGAAUGUAAUCAGUGUGGUAAAGCUUUUGCACAUUAUAGUACUCUUCAAAUGCAUAAAAGAACACAUACUGGAGAGAAACCCUAUGAAUGUGUUCAGUGUGGUAAGGCCUUUGCUCGUCACAGUCAUCUUCAAAUGCAUGAAAGAACACAUACUGGAGAGAAACCCUAUGAAUGUGUUCAGUGUGGUAAAUUGUUUUCACAACUCAGUAAUCUUCAAAUGCAUAAAAGAACACAUACUGGAGAGAAGCCCUAUAAAUGUAAUCAGUGUGGUAAAGCAUUUGCUCAUCACAAUACUCUUCAAACACAUAAAAAAACACAUACAGGAGAGAAACUGCAUGCAUGUAAUCUGUGAGGUAAAGCAUUUGCAUGUCUCUGUCAUCUUCAAAUGCAUAAAAGAACACAUACUGGAGAGAAACCCAAUAAGUGGAAUCAAUGUGGUAAAGCCUUUAUGUGUCAUAAUAAUCUCCAAAUACAUUAAAUAAACCAUUCUAGAGAGAAACUCUAUGAAUUUAGUCACUGUAGUCUUCAAAAACAUGAAAAAGUCAUACUGGAAUGAAACUCUAUAAAUGAUUUCAGUAUGGUAAUGUUUUUCACUAUAUAGGAGUAAAACUUUAUGUGUGCAAUCCAUCUGAUAAAGCUUUAGUAUGUUACAGUAGUCUUUGCAUACCUGAAAAAGAUACUGAGGAUUUUUGUUAUAAAUUAUUUUUUUAAGAUUUUUAGCAAACAUGCAGUCAGUUAGCCAACACCAUUUAUUCUGUAGAAAAAAAGAAUUGACAGUGUCAACAAUCUAUUCAAGCUUUAUGAUAUUCAUUUUUAUUUUGUUUGUACCAGCAAUCUAAUGGACAAAACUGAAUUCAUGAAUUUAUGAAGCCUUAUGGGUAGAAUAGAGGGCCAGUCAAAGAAACACACCCCGGUCCUGAAACCAGAGCCAAAGGAAUACACUUUGUCCCUAAAUCUAUGACCAGGGAAAGAAACAUUAUCACUGUGAAAACAGAGCCAAAAAUUUUAAAAGGGCAGGGGAAAGAAACACACUUUGACUAGAGCUAAAUAAACAUACUUUACCCUUGACCAAAUGUGCAUCAAAAAUUAACCAAUCCCUGAGUGUAAAAUCUAGCCCAUCUCUCAGCUUGUUCCAGCUCAGGAUUGAAAUCUGAGCAAUUCCCACCCUCAAAAUCUCCUUAGAAAACCUCUGGCUCUAAGAAGCUCUAUAUAAACUGUGUGCUCUUUCAGUUAGCUGCUGCCCCUUUCAACCCUGGCAGAGACAGCCACUCUCCUGGAUUCCUCCUUCCCAAAUAAAUCUCAUGACUGAGUUUUGUGUGAAGACCUUCUUUCACUGGAAUGAAUCAGAAACUCCCUUGCUCUGUGUGAAAACUCACUUAGCAUAAGAACAGAGAAGCAAUGAACAUCUCUUAUGGGAUACUCCUUUAGUGGAGUGGAGCAGACCAGCAACAGAAAUCUCUGCUGGACUGCUCUUAGAAUUAUGGAGCAGAGCCCAGCUGUAGUGGCUUUCUCUCUCAGAGAGGAACAAGAUUGCUAGAUGUAGGGGGGAGACCUUCCCCCACUGCAACACAAAUCCAGGUAUAUUCUGAAUUCCUGGCAGUCAGGAUUCCUUUCUCCUUACAGUUAUAGGUCUCCUGGAUAGCUUCCCUUCACAACUGCAGGUAUUGCCUGACUCCGGACAGUCAGGGUACCUUUCCUUCCAGAACUGUAACACUUGCACUAUGAAUUUAAAUGUUAAUGUAACCCUUUUAGAUUUUACACUUCUCCAUAGUUGCAUGGAAUAACUAAUUCAGACGUAAAACUUGAUGGAUAUGUACUCACUCCUUUUCUUUUGUGGUGUAAUAUCUAUGUCAACUUAUAAAAUCAUUUAAUUUGGCCCUGGGUUCCAGAAGCAUACAGGAUCACCAUGAAAGUGCUAUGGCAUCAAGUGUCAGACUUAGCAGCUAAAGCAGGAAUUUAGAAACUUACAUCAUAAACUGCCGCAUGAUGCAGAGAGUGGGAACUGGAGCUGGUGUAUGGAUGUAAAUUCUCAUAGCCUACCCUCAGUGACAUAUUUCCUCCAGCAAGGCAGCAUUUCCUAAAUCUUCCCAAAUGAUUCCACCAACUUAGAAAGGUUAAUUUCUCCUAUUUCAAGCCUAGUUAUUUUCUUUCAGUUUAUAUGAUCAAAUUCAUGAUGAAAAACUAUAAGCCAUAAAAUGUCUCAUCUCCUCUUUUACACUCAUGAAUGCUUAAGGAGAAAAAUCUUCAUGAGUGAAAAAUUGUUUAUAGCGUUUUAAUUGUAAUUGUGUGAUGUGUGUGUUUGUGUGGGUAUGUAAAUGUGCAUUCUGUAUCCUGACAUAGUUAAUCCCUUUGAUCUUUUUGUAGCAGGAAUUAUAGGAAGUUGUCAACAAUCUGUUCUUGGUCCUGGGAAUGAGAAUUCUUUUAGUCACCCAGCCAUGUCUCUGUGUGCUGUAAAUAUUUUAAAGUCUAUAUCAUUUUGAAGUCUGGCUAUAGAUGGCUAUAGAAACCAACUCAUAAAGAAAAACCCUAUUUAUGAAAACAGUGUGCUAAUGGCUUUAGACAUCACAGUUUUCUUCAGCUUCAAGAAAAUUUAUUUUUCAUCAUUGCCUUGAAGGAAGUAAAUUACAUUCCAUUUUCACUCAAGAUUGAUGUUGGAAAUCAUUGCAUUUUGAUUUCUAUUUUGAAACAUUUGAGGUAGGUACUAAAUUGUGCUAUAUGUAUGGCAAAUCAAUUUAGUGAAGUUUAGUUUGUAGCAUUCCUUCUAUGGCUUUUGUUCAUCUUCUAUUGUGCCUUUACCUAAAGAUAGGUAUUUUUCUGCUGUAACCUGUAAGAAUGGUGUCCCCAUCAUCCUAGUGUCCCAUUGGUUAUUGAAAUAUCAGACCAUGUGUGAUUAUACUUUUCAAAGAAGUGUGUCUGAAAGGAUGGUCCAUUGUUGUUCCUGGUUUUGUCUUUCAUAUUUUCACAAAUUCCCUUGAGUUUUAUUGUUUGAUAUUCAUCCUGGCUUGGAUAUCAGCAAUGAUUCAGGGAUCCAUUUGAACUCAUGGUGCUCAUGUGUUUGCUACCUGAGUAAAAAUCCAAGGGUAGAUGAUGAACUCCCAUUGUGUGGUAUUUUGUCAAUACAAUUUAACAAUGUUAAUGUUAAAAUAUUUCAUAGAAGAGCUUAUAAGAAACAUUAAAUACCUCAUGUGUGUAUUCACAAAAGUAUUUUCAUUUAUCUGGUAUAGACUAAAUAAAAUAGUAUAAUCCGCAACCAACUGUUUAUCUGAUACCAUAGCUUGAUGUUCUAUAGGAAUUGAGGUUGGGUUUCUAGCCUUGCACACAACAGUUCUUUCCAAAUGAGCCGUUUUACUGGUGCUCAAAUUCAAUUAGAAGAAAUAUUACAACAGUAAACUCUUGUCUUUUCAGAUUGUAAACAUAAUUUUAUACAAGGAUAGAGGAAUUCAGGACAGUUUGAAUAAUAAAUCCUCUGUUAAAUGGUUGAAAAUAUUAAACC
This is a messenger RNA of Myodes glareolus (Bank vole), 4750 nucleotides long. RefSeq lists its product as uncharacterized. The record is from RefSeq and is a predicted model, not a curated record. Lineage: Eukaryota; Metazoa; Chordata; Mammalia; Rodentia; Cricetidae. Gene Ontology annotation, biological process: regulation of DNA-templated transcription.